AUGUGGAAAAGCAAGAACUGGCUAGAUCGCGAUUAUGGAUCGAUAAUGCCUGCGAACGAAAAUGAACGGAAUAAUGAAUAUGACGAAGAAAACCUUAUCCCCUUGACGAUAUUCCCAGAUCUGGAGGACCCCGACGAGGUCAAGCCGAAGCAUCUGCUCCUCUUUAUUCUCUCUAUUCUGUGCUUCAUUCUGACGGGGAUAUUCGUUUUGGCUUUGAUUAGUGUGAGGAUGUCGGAUGAGCCGGUCGAAUCAUGA
This is a messenger RNA of Penicillium cataractarum, 255 nucleotides long. RefSeq lists its product as uncharacterized. NCBI's taxonomy places the organism in Eukaryota, Fungi, Ascomycota, Eurotiomycetes, Eurotiales, Aspergillaceae. The transcript has a single exon. The record is from RefSeq and is a predicted model, not a curated record. The coding region runs from base 1 to 255 and encodes 84 amino acids.